AGCAGCAGAGCAGCAGCAACGCCGCGCGGCGGCCCCGAUCAGGAAGUGAAUCUGAAGAAAAUAAGCGACUGUGGAGGUAGAAUGACAUAGAGAGGGGGGGAGAGAGGUGGGAGAGAAUCGAGCGGAUAAAUAAAGGCGACUAUAUAAACGGAGGGAGGAAUCCGACCCUGUUUCUGGAUCCGUUUGGGAGCGGCGCCUGUCUGGGAUAAAGCUCCGCUGCACCGCUGAAAUAACACAAAGAUGCUCAUAAAGGAAUAUCGAGUGAUUCUUCCCAUUUCUGUGGAAGAGUACCAGGUGGGCCAGCUGUACUCUGUAGCUGAAGCCAGUAAGAAUGAGACGGGCGGAGGAGAAGGAGUAGAGGUGCUAAAAAAUGAACCCUAUGAGAAGGAUGGAGAGAAGGGCCAGUACACACACAAAAUUUACCAUUUGCAGAGUAAAGUGCCAUCAUUCGUUAGAAUGUUGGCUCCAUCUUCAGCUCUGAACAUCCAUGAGAAAGCCUGGAACGCAUACCCUUAUUGUCGUACAGUCAUCACUAAUGAGUAUAUGAAAGAUAACUUCCUGAUCAAGAUUGAGACGUGGCACAAACCUGACUUGGGACACCAGGAAAAUGUACACGGUUUGGAUGCAGAAACCUGGAAAAAGGUGGAUGUAGUCUAUAUUGAUAUUGCAGACAGAAGCCAGGUGGAGCCAAAGGACUACAAACCAGAGGAGGAUCCCUGCAGGUUCAAGUCAGCAAAGACAGGACGAGGUCCUCUAGGACCAGACUGGAAGAAGGAGCUUCCUAACAAGAAAGACUGCCCACACAUGUGUGCCUACAAACUGGUCACUGUCAAAUUCAAGUGGUGGGGUCUGCAGAAUAAAGUGGAGAACUUUAUCCAAAAGCAAGAGAAGCGCUUGUUCACAAAUUUCCAUCGCCAACUGUUUUGCUGGAUUGAUAAGUGGAUUGAACUGAACAUGGACGAUAUUCGUCGCAUGGAGGAGGAGACUCGUAGGGAGCUAGAUGAAAUGAGAGUCAAGGAUCCUGUGAAAGGAAUGGUGGCGCUAGAGGACUGAGACUUUGUUGGACAUAAAUGCUGCCGCUCCUCAGAUCAGACCUGAAACCAGCGGAUUCACUCCUCCUUUUGUCUCAACUGAUAUGUCUGACUGGAUGGUCCAAAUCCUACUUUCCACAGUACAUUUUGGUAUUCUCGGACCUGGACCCAGUACACUCCCAGUUUUCAGCUGAUCUCCUCUACAUCAUCUGUCCUUCCUUGAGUCCUACUUGUCUUAUUUUGUAUCGCUGUUUUAACUCAUUUUCUGAUUCCACCUCGCUUAAACUUUUUAAGGCCUCCAGUAGCACCAUUACUGAUAUUGUGAGUUACUCCGACCUUUUUCUCUCAAUUUUGUUCUAAACUACAGAGAACAGUGAGAACACUGUCGUUCUUCUCUGCAACUAAGGACAUAUUUUAGACAAAAUAUCACAGUGGCACAUCAGUAUAGUGUAAUGCAGUCUGCUGUGUACUUCUAACCAGCCAGAAAGGUUUUAUCCCCUGUACCUGCCUUCUGACUUCAAGGUGUUUGUCAGGUUUUCUGCUGCUUUGUGAGUUUGUGUGUGUGUGCACGCUUCUGUUGUGUGCCGGUGUGUAUUGAUAGGUCAUCAAAGUUUCCAGCCAAGUUUUUCUUCAAACACAUUAUUUCAAGCUCUGGGUAAACAUGCAGUAAUAUGAAGAUUAUGUCUAAGUUUAUGAAUAUUUAGGUAGAAAUAGUCUAAAAAAAUUCAGAUUAAAUGUUAAUUGUUGAUACGGUAAAUGAAAACAGCCAUAAAUGAUUUGAGGAUUGCCGUUUUUCUUUUCUGACAAGACUAUUUUUUUUCUUGAUGUGUCAUUUCCAGUGGAUAAAUGGUCUUAUCCAGCAAAAGCAAUAACUGUCAUGACAUGUUAGGUCUCCUUUUUUAUCAUCACAAGUCUGUUUUAGUUCUUAGUUUAUUUCUGUUGUGAGGUCAGUUUUAGGAAAGCAGAGCCUGAGCUGAAUGUCAGGAGAUUAACAGAAGUGCUGGUUUUAAGUGUUAGUCUUUCUAUAGAGUGCUAUCCUGCUAUUUAUUUCAUUGCUCUUUCUCAUUUUCUCUGGUAUUAUGCUUAGGACUGAAUGAGUAACGAUUAGUGGUGUGACAGUUUGCAGAGAGCUGAUGAAUGACUGGGUGAAGAAGUGAGGAACAGCUCACUCGACAUCAUUGUUCUGUUUUUAUUGUCUCCUUUGUCCUUUUUUAUUAUUCUAUUUCUUAUGUUAUAGGUUUCAUACACUUUAUUAUUCCAUGUACUUUAACAGGAGAGUGUGCAAGAGAUCACAUAAAGGAGUCAAUCAAUUAUAUUGAUUGAUUAUAUUUGGAUCGCUACAAAAAACUGCCACAAAAUUUGGAGGCAAUAAAAUAUAAAAUUAUUUUUAUUUUUGGAACUUUAUGUCCAACAAUUUCAAAGGCUUAGUUCUGGACACAUAUGUGGAAUUUAUAUAAAAAAUUAUUUACAAUAAUAAAUAAAAGGUUCAGUGGGAGAGCUUCCCACUGGCCUUUAUUAGACAUAGACCACAUGAAGUCCAGUCAUAGUUUGUUUUCAAAAAAGCAGCUUUAAUUUGACAUUUUACAAAGCCUUACUGAUCCCUCUGUUGUAGAAAUUGUGUUUACAGGAACGCUUAUUUGCCACAAAGAUGAAUCAUUAUGUUGUCAUCACUGACAUAAUUUUAAUCCUAAAUUAGGUUUUAGGUCAGUUUAUUAAGUCUGACCUAUUAAGUAUAAACAAAUUCAGUCAUUUUUCAGUUUUGUUGUUUCACAGUAAACCCUGAAAUUGAACUGAUUUUUAUAUUUUUUUUAGAUAUUAUUAUCUAUACUUUCUAGAAUCUUCUUUUGUUAUGUUAGAAGUCUUUUUCUCGCAGCGCUGUAAUUCAAUAGGUCUACCAAGGAUCAAAAGUGACACAAUCCAAUGAACUAAUAAACUGAUGAAUCAUUAUUUACAUCAGUAAGACUUUAAAUAAAAUGUCAAUAAAUAUAUUCAAAAUUUAUAAAUAUGUUUUGUUUUGUAUUCAUAUAAUUAUUUAUGAAACAAAUGUGUUUAAAAAAAGCUAAUGAAAUCUAGUGAAAAUCAACAGUUAUAUGUUGAAUAAAUUAUGUACUCAAAAGCCACACAGCUCAAUUACAGACCAAUCAUCUGUGAAUGCCAUUUGCUUGGCAGUUAGCCCCACCCACUUACCUUGUCAGGUAAGGCAAAUAAAUUCUUGAUAACAUGCAAUAUGGGAUUAUUGCAUGCUUGAAUACUGAUGUAUUCAAGCAUCCUUUUAACAGGAUGAAUGGACAAUUUAAGUAAUUGUUUCCUAAUUCAACAAUGUAUUUGAUUAGAUUAUUUUAAUAAAGUAUUUUGUGCUAAAUCAAUGGAUUUUAUACGUUUGUUUAACAUCUUUUUAUGCAUUGACUCGUGGCACUUUUGGCCCUCAGUAGCCAAAUUGCUUCCCACUGUCUUUUACCUCCUCUGAAGAGAACAUGGAUGUCCCACCCCUCCACGUCUGUGUCCAUCAUCCCUCUCUGUUUGGGUUUGUCAACUGGGUCAUGGAGAUUUGUGGAUGUACUGUGUGUACUGACUUUGUAAAUAGUAAAUAAAUUAAUGUAAAUGAACACAUAUAUAUAGAUGAGACUGUCCUGCCAAGUGUGCACAACACCCUCCCAAACACUCUUGAUCCAUCAUUGAAAAACCUCACAGACUCCUACAGAAACAUAUGAGUGUGAAAAUGUAGAGUUAUAGUAGCUAAAAUUUAGUGCAGGUAAGAAAUUGUUUAGAACAAUAUGAAAUGUAUUUAUUUAGGACAGUAAUUUUUACAUAUAAAAAUUAAGUAGCAGCUAGGAGCUGAGCUUUGCUAUUUGUAUUCAGAGGAAAACAUUUGAAGUGAAGCAAGCACCCCAUUCACUGUCCCUCAGAGGGACGUCUUCUCACUGGCAGGACAGUGUAUAAAUAUAUAUUUUUGUUCUGAAUGUUGUAGUACCUCUGUUGUCAAUCUCUGGAUCACACUCUCUUCUCUCAUUGAAAAGAUCAACGUUACUGUAUCUUGGUACAUUGUGCAUUGAUCCACAUCAUGGCAAAAUCGUCAAAGUGGAUCCCCAAUGCAUGUCGGAUUGUUGUGCGGAUUGUUGGCCAUGAAAGACGAUUAUCCUACCUGGCCUUCAACGGAAGCACAGAAGUACCCUAACAAGGAUUGUGGUUUCCAGAUGCUGAAAGAAGGGUGAUUUUAAGAGCUCAAACACACAAAAGUUAGGAGAGAACAUAUUUUAACAGAGGCAAUCUAAUAUAUCUCUUUUUAGAUUCCUUGAUUUUUAAUUGGAGUAUGAAGAAACCAAAUGAUUCCAUAAUCCUGAACUGUUUUUAAAUCUCUCUGUAUCUCUUUUUCUCUCACUCCUGUUACCUUGUCUCCUAUUUUUUUUUUUUAUUGUGAAUUUGUGCCUUUUCGUCAUCUUAUUCUCUAAUAACACUACUGUACAUCAGAGACAUAACGAAAUGAAUAAAGACUCAAAAUGACUAUACAAA
Poeciliopsis prolifica (blackstripe livebearer) is the source of this 4541-nucleotide messenger RNA. RefSeq names its product phosphatidylinositol transfer protein, alpha b (gene pitpnab). Bases 241 to 1053 code for a protein of 270 amino acids. Gene Ontology annotation, cellular component: cytoplasm. Gene Ontology annotation, biological process: phospholipid transport. The record is from RefSeq and is a predicted model, not a curated record. NCBI's taxonomy places the organism in Eukaryota, Metazoa, Chordata, Actinopteri, Cyprinodontiformes, Poeciliidae. Gene Ontology annotation, molecular function: phosphatidylinositol transfer activity; phosphatidylcholine binding; phosphatidylinositol binding. The transcript is spliced from 12 exons.